Boeremia exigua is the source of this 1752-nucleotide messenger RNA. RefSeq lists its product as uncharacterized. The transcript has 2 exons. The record is from RefSeq and is a predicted model, not a curated record. Lineage: Eukaryota; Fungi; Ascomycota; Dothideomycetes; Pleosporales; Didymellaceae. Bases 287 to 1657 code for a protein of 456 amino acids.
CAUCUUAAAUAACACAUUUACGGAAGUAGUAGUCUCCCGAUCGUACACUAAGUACCGUGUGUAUUCGACAUUUCACUUGCGCUCAAGCUCGUCGUUUGCCUCCAAUCUCACUUCGACGAACGCUGCACCUCUCACCUUCACUUUGUACGAAUCGGUCCAAGCUCGAUACAAGAUUUUUACCCUUGCCUCGAUCUGCUUAUCGUCGCCAGGAUCGUUCUGCGAUAUCCUUACUCUGUUCCUACCACGCACAACUUGCUUCGUGUCUCUAGCUAUAUUGAUCGCCGCCAUGCCACCCAGAAAGCAGAAGGCCAUUGCGCCGAGAGAGCAUGUCUACAAGCCUAUUCGACCACGAAAAUCGCAAUUCGUCGCGCCGCCCCCGGAACCGAUAGCAAAGAGUCUCACACUCAAGCUCAAGCUGAAUUCGAACGCUCACAAGAUUCCUCAAUCGCCUGUUCCAACGUCGCCUGUAGAAGAUGGUGCAAAGGAGAACGGGUUCCAACAUGGCAUACAAUCCGGGAUGAAUGAACAGGGCAUGAGGCGUGGUGAAAGGCAGAGAACGAAGUUGUAUCAGCCUGACAUGGUGUUUGGGAGUGAGAUGGACAACCUCAUCACAUCGUCUGCUACAGAGGGCAAGAUGGACGACAUGGAUGCAGAGCAUACCUUGGUCAGCUCUCCAACUACUGUCAUCAGCAUGCAUGCGCCUGCACGCUUCGACUCGCCCGCGACCAUUCAGUGCACUAACUCUCCGCCACCACGCUAUACCGGCCCUGUGUCCCAAGACGUCUACGAUAUCCUCAGUACACUCCAGGCCUCGACUAAGAUUCAGGUAGACUUGCCAAAUAUAAUGGCCUCAGACAACUCCGAUAUAGCUAAACCCUACACCGCCGCCCUCCUGGUCGAACUCUAUGUUCAGUGUUACAACAAUCAACUUUGGCACUUCUGCGACCUUGUUGCUGACACAUGGAUCCGUGCGCUACAGACUGCGAACAGGGACACACAGAAGAGCAAGAAUGUACAAGAUCACUUGUGGAGGAAGAAUGUGGCUCUAGAGAGGGCGUUUGCGGAACAGAAAAAGGGCUUCAAACAAGAUGUAUUCGAGUUUGGACUGGACAUCGAAGAUCCUGACAUGGCUGAUGACGUUGCAGAAAUCAGACCUCAGCAGUUGCGUGCCCUGUAUGCACAGACUGGCCCAAAGUGCGGAGCUAGGUUGCUAUGGGCUGAUGCCAUGGCACUAUGUGGAAAGAAGAUGGAGCACGAGAUUGUGAGGCAACCAGAGGCUUGGCCGGCAGAAUCUUUCUUCGAGGUCAUGUGCACCAGCUUGCGUAUGGUUGGCAGAAACCUUACGCUCAAGAUUGAGGAGACGUACGAGGGUGCAUGGUGCAGGUAUCAUGAGCACUCGAAGCAUGGACAGCCAUGUUACCGCAAAGAGGCUUGGAUGCAAAAAGAAGCCUGUCCAGAAGAAGAAGAGUAUGCCGGUAAUGCGACAGAGACAGAGGCGAUUAGGAGCACGAGCAAGAGUGAGAAGCGAGCUGCGGCCGUCCGUGGGAACGAGCACGGCGAUGCAAAGCGUGUCCGGUUCGAUGCUAGUAGUGCUGAGGUAGAGGUCAUUGAUUUUGGUGACAUUGAUGCUGAGGGAGAAUCGGAAGAGGACAGCUAGUAACGCAUGAAGAGAAAAGCCAACACCUGCUAGCGAGCGUUACGAUUACUCACUGUGCGCAACCCAUUACAGUUGCGUCUAGGCUCGCUUUAGUU